GAGGGAAAGCAAACACACACACUCCAUCAAAGCAUAGCAAUAAGCCAAAAAACAAACAAAGAUACAAACAUGAGUUCCUAUACCAAUGGCAAUGGGAAAGUGAACAAUGGUGACAGUAGUGAUACACUCUCUGCUAUGGUGUUAGGUUCUGUUAUGGUUCUUCCUGCAGUUCUUAAUGCUGCAAUUGAACUCAAAUUAUUUGAUAUCAUUGCUACCAGCAAUGAUGGAUUUAUGUCUGUCUUUGAAAUUGCUUCAAACUUACCAAAUCAACACUCCGACUUACCAAAUAGACUCGAUCGUGUUUUGUGCGUGCUUGCUAGCUACUCUCUUCUUUCUGUUUCCAAUCGCACCAACGACGAUGGUACUACUUUGAGAGUUUAUGGGGUCACUUCUUCUGGCAAAUACUUUAUUGAUGAUGAAAAUGAUGGUGGUUAUUUGGGCUCAUUCACACCAUUUACUUGUCACAAGGCUUUGUUUGGAAUGUGGUCUAAUUUCAAGGAAGUAAUAGUGAAUGAGGAAAUUGACCUAUUCAAGAAAGUUAAUGGGAUAUCUAUGUAUGAGUACUUUGGAAAAGAUUCACAAAUAAACAAAAUAUUUAACAAAUCAAUGACUGAUACAUGCAAUGUUGAGAUUAGAAAAAUCGUUGAAGAAUACAAAGGUCUUGAGGGAGUAUCAACUAUGGUUGAUGUAGGAGGUGGCAGUGGACAAAGUCUCAAAACUAUUAUUGCCAAAUAUCCAUCAAUAAAGGGAAUCAAUUUUGAUCUUCCUCAAGUCAUUGAAAAUGCACCACCUACUCCAGGGAUCCAACAUAUUGGAGGAAGCAUGUUUGAAAGUGUUCCACAAGGAGAUGCCAUACUACUUAAGAGUGUAUGCCAUAACUGGUCGGAUGAACAAUGCAUACAAAUUUUAAGCAAUUGUCACAAAGCUUUACCACCAAAUGGGAAGGUCAUUAUCAUCGAACUCGCAAAACCAGAUGUUCCAGAACCAACAGACGCAUCUCGAUUCAUUUAUGGUAUGGAUAACAUCAUGUUUCUCACGGUUGGUGGAAAGGAAAGAACUCUGAAAGAAUAUGAAAGUUUGGGUAAACGAUCUGGAUUUGUUAAGUUUCAAGCUGCUUGUCGUGUUUUCUCCAUUCUCGAAGUGAUGGAACUUUACAAAUAAUUAUGGCUCACAUGAAUUGUAAUUUUAAGCUCAAAUCUGUGGAGGAUUGAUUGAUAUUUCUGCAUGAGUUUUCCUACAUCAAUUUACCUCACAUUGAUCGUUAAGCUUUUCUUUUGGCUUGUAACUUUUAUUUUAAUCAUGAACUGAACUCAUUUUUACUUUACCAUGGAUCCGAUCCAUUUGGAUUCUUCUGGUAUUGUUUUUAAUGAGAUAGUUCUUUUGUACUUGUUCAAGUGUUUCUUUGGGUUUUGGUCUAAUCCCCGAGAUUAUGAUCUUGUAAUUUAUUUUUCAAUAAUAAAUUUUAUAAAGUUCUGCAAGUUUAUGUCA
Medicago truncatula (barrel medic) is the source of this 1488-nucleotide messenger RNA. RefSeq names its product isoliquiritigenin 2'-O-methyltransferase. Gene Ontology annotation, molecular function: O-methyltransferase activity; protein dimerization activity. NCBI's taxonomy places the organism in Eukaryota, Viridiplantae, Streptophyta, Magnoliopsida, Fabales, Fabaceae. The transcript has 4 exons. The coding region runs from base 70 to 1161 and encodes 363 amino acids. The record is from RefSeq and is a predicted model, not a curated record.